CAGGAGGUAGGAGGUGACAGAGUGAGAGCUCAGUGCCCUGCUGAGCUGGUUUCUGCUUCAAGUGCCUGCAUGUCAGAGGCUGAGUUUGAAGCCUCCAGCGUAGUUGGAGUUAAUUCCCAUUACACUGGACUCCACCCCUCUCCCCCAAAGUGUGAACCAGAAGAAAGGGAACAAGCCAAGCAGCCUUCCUGGUUAGAAGCCUAGCGACUACAGAACCCUGAACUAGGCAGAAGGAAAAGGAUGAUGGAAAGCAAUAUCACACAAAGAUCCAAAUGACAUUUGAGAGAAUGAUGUCCUCCAGAAGCAAGAGCCACAUGGUACGCCUAUGAGUCCCAGGACCUGCCAACCCGACGACGAAAACAGGCCAGUGAAGCCUACAUUGUAACUUGUCACAUUUGCUGCCGUGAGCAAUCUUCUCUUCCCAUCCUUUCAGAGAAUCCUGAGACCAUGAGGAGCAGCCUUACACUGGUAGGCACCUUCUGGGCCUUCCUGUCCCUAAUUACUGCUGUGGCCAGUUCUACCAGCUAUUUCCUUCCUUAUUGGCUGUUUGGAUCACAGCUUGGAAAGCCAGUAUCAUUCAGCACAUUCAGGAGAUGCAAUUAUCCUGUGCGGGGAGAUGGGCACAAUCUGAUCAUGGUGGAAGAAUGUGGGCGCUAUGCCAGCUUCACAGCCAUACCAAGCCUGGCAUGGCAAAUGUGCACAGUUGUGACAGGUGCUGGCUGUGCGCUGCUGCUCCUGGUGGCAUUAGCUGCGGUCCUAGGAUGCUGUAUGGAAGAACUCAUCUCUAGAAUGAUGGGGCGUUGCAUGGGAGCUGCACAGUUUGUAGGAGGGUUGCUGAUAAGCUCAGGCUGUGCAUUAUAUCCUUUAGGAUGGAACAGCCCGGAGGUAAUGCAAACAUGCGGGAAUGUCUCCAAUCAAUUUCAGUUAGGAACUUGUAGACUUGGCUGGGCCUAUUACUGUGCUGGGGGUGGAGCUGCUGCAGCCAUGUUGAUCUGUACCUGGCUCUCUUGCUUUGCUGGAAGAAAUCCCAAGCCAGUCAUGUUGGUGGAGAGCAUCAUGAGAAAUACCAAUUCUUACGCCAUGGAGCUUGAUCACUGCCUCAAGCCUUAAGCCUUGAAAUAGGAUUUACAGAAGAGGGUGGGAACGGGGAAAGCGAGUCCUGAAAAGAGGUACUAAGCCAAGGCAGCCACCUAAUAGUUGUGUAGCCUAGUGCUUGCAUGCUUUAUAAUCACUUGGCAUUUAUUUUCACGUUUCUGUAAAAACCCUAAGUCCAUGCCUAUUUAUACAGUUCAUCUAGCACAAUGAUUCUCUCAGUCACUUGUCAAGAGUUUCCACUGACCACCCAAGUCCAAUUGAGACCCUUUAUGCAAAAUAUGAUUCUUACUUAAAAAUUAACUGUAGAAGCAAGAAAUUCCUUAGUACUAUAAACCUUACUCCCCUCUUACUUUAAACCUUAGAUGUCAUUCAAGAACAGUUGUGUUCAGAGGCACUCGGAGAUGGACCAACCUGGUUCCCAUUCGUUCAUUUGCAUGGCUCUCUCUCUAAUAUUUAUUGUUACCCACUAUGCAAAACGUUCUCCGGCCUACACUUUGUCCCAUUUUCCUCUCUCCUCAUGUAUGAGAAAGCUCAGUGGAAGGGUAACUUCCAGGGGGGAAAACACUAAUCAUGUUUGCUUGUAUGCUAUUGCCUGGGGCACCUUUUACAUUAUGCUUUAGAAUAGUCAUAGGAGUUAAUUUUCUAAUCUUCCUGGGCAAUUGACAUCAAAAUAUAAUGGCAAGAGUUCCUCAAUCCUUUCUAGAUACAGAAAUGUUGUUCAUUGAGUGCUUUGAGUAAAGUCUAACAUUUGUGAGGUGUUCAAUAAAUAUGAAGUCAUAGCAAUGAUA
Molecule: messenger RNA, 1883 nt
Organism: Mesocricetus auratus (golden hamster)
Lineage: Eukaryota; Metazoa; Chordata; Mammalia; Rodentia; Cricetidae
Gene: Lhfpl1
Product: LHFPL tetraspan subfamily member 1
Exons: 5
Coding region: 448-1110 (220 amino acids)
Cellular component (GO): membrane
Source: RefSeq, a predicted model, not a curated record